This is a messenger RNA of Cimex lectularius (bed bug), 1767 nucleotides long. RefSeq names its product stromal membrane-associated protein 1-like. The coding region runs from base 419 to 1495 and encodes 358 amino acids. NCBI's taxonomy places the organism in Eukaryota, Metazoa, Arthropoda, Insecta, Hemiptera, Cimicidae. The record is from RefSeq and is a predicted model, not a curated record. Gene Ontology annotation, molecular function: GTPase activator activity; metal ion binding. The transcript is spliced from 6 exons.
AAAAUAGCGGUCUUUUUUGGAAAAAAUUUUUUGUUUGUUUUACCGGUAGCUACCGUCGGGUCAGCGCUCGCCUUGGUCGCCUGAAGAAGCGCAAAACCUCAGAAAAACCCUACAACAACUUAGCAAUGCCAUCUUCGUGUUUAAUUCGACCGAUUGUUUUAAAAAAAAUUAAAUCUUGGGUUUAGUUUUGCAAGAGUAAAAUUUAAAAUUGAACCGGUCAUUUUAUUAUCCGUUUGUAAUUUCCAUUUAGAAAGUGGUGCUUUUUAUCAAAAUCAAGCUUAUCGAUGCCCCACCACAGGUCGCAGCAUCGAAGAGUGGAACGGUCGAUUGCCGAGUCGGCCCUCGGCACCCAACCCUGGCAAUAAAGGAGGCUUCGACCCCGUAUCGUGAGAACGGAUCUGCAUCGAGAAUUGACAAAAUGAGCCGUUCGGAGAAAGACAGGGCCAAGCAGAUCCAAGAUAAAUGCCAACAACUCCUCAACCAGAUGCUGAGGGACGAAGACAACAAAUACUGUGUCGACUGCGAUGCCAAAGGUCCUCGUUGGGCAUCUUGGAACAUCGGGAUAUUUCUGUGUAUCCGCUGUGCGGGUAUCCACAGGAACUUGGGAGUACACAUAUCGAAGGUGAAAUCUGUUAAUUUAGAUACAUGGACACCGGAACAAGUUGUCAGCCUCCAGCAGAUGGGAAAUUCAAGGGCAAGGGCGGUGUAUGAAGCAAAUCUACCGGACAGCUUCAGACGUCCACAGACUGAUUCAUCCCUUGAAACGUUCAUCAGGGCGAAAUAUGAGGCGAAGAAAUAUAUCGCCGGCGAGUGGGUGCAGCCACCCCUCCCAAAAAUUAACUGGGAUAAAGAGCUCGACGAGGAGGCUGAAAGGAACAGAAAGAAGAAGAAGGAGGCCAAAAACCUCGGAGGGGUUGCGAUUCCAGUUCCAAAAAAAUUAGAUUCAGUGGUCCCUCAGGCAAUCCCGAAACCUAAUUCCAGCCCGAAAUCAUCAAGCAGAGGUACACCGCCCAGGUCGACUUCAGUACCAAAACCGGCAAGCGCUGAUUUAUUGGGAUUGGACACGCCGACGUCUGAAGGAGCUGCGUCGCAAGGAGACGACUUCUCUUCAUUCCUUUCUGCACCGAGUGCAGCGAGUACAGCAAGUACGGCUCCGAAACGUUCAGAGGAAGAGGACAGUUUCUUUAAUCAGGCGUUGCCUGAGACCACGACUCCAGGUCGCCUCACAACAGAUUCCAUCCUUGCUCUCUAUGCAAAAUCCCCACAACAGCCGCAAUACCAGUUCCAACAACCCUUUCAGCCUUUCCCUCAGACACAGUUCCCACAUAACGGCGUCCUUCCCAAAGUGCAGCAGGUGCCCAAUACCCAAAUCACCUCAAAUCCUUUCUACCAGAUGUCCAAUACACAACAAAAUAUCACAAAGGACUUUUCUGCGAUGAAAAUAAACCAAAUAAAUCAACCAACCAAUCUCGCCAACACGAACCUCUGGCAAUAAUGGAUGAGUGAGAAGUUUGUGUAAAUUAUUAUUUGAACAUGUUUAAGAAAUUGUAUAUGUAUAUACAGGCAUAUAAUAUGUUUAUAUACAGUGGGAGAUAUAUAUAUUAUACAUAAGUGGAUUUGUGCAAUUUUUUCGUAUGUAUCAUUUAACGAUUUCAUCUGAAACUCGGAUCAAUGUAAAAUCGCACGUUUAUAUUUAUGAGUGAUGUGUUAAGAAAUGUUAUUUAGGGACUCAUUUGUCUUCGGACAGUAAUAUAAAGGAGAACUGGA